GUAGCGUAGAAAUCUGUGAGGCUCCCCGCACAAAAGAUUUGAAGGCUCUGGAAAAGAUGGGACAUCUGGACCGAGCGGCUUUGUAAUCCGAAGAAGAAUUUUACUGGAAGUGUUUUAGGCAUUUUUGUCAUAUUUCAGAGCCAUGGGCCUCCUGGAGCUUCUUUGUCUGCUGCUCUACAUGGCUGACGCUAGCAGCGAUGUGCACAAGUGGAUCGAGCAGAAGCUCCCGGUGCUGACAGAGAGGAAAACUGAACUUCAAGAGAAACCUCUCUUCAGAGGACCAAAAGGGGAUGCGAAGGGAGGCAAAGCUCAGAGACUCUGCGGUAUUGAGUGUCAAAGUGGCCUCCCACCCUCAAACCCGAGCGAGCAAGAGAGGAUUCUAGGAUACGAGACGAUGCGCGACAACGGAACGUGCACGCGCACCGACAUCACCUUGCAGGGUUUGAAUGCCACAGGAGCGGCCCCGUGCAUUUCGUUGCCUACCCGCGGAAAACGGCAGGUUUACGGCCCCGACGGUCGCUUCGUCAUCUCCGACUGGCAUUACGCCACCAAUUACCCUUUCGCCGCGGCGGUGCGCCUCUCCGCGGGAUGCUCCGGGGUACUGGUUUCCCCCAGGCACGUGCUCACGGCAGCAAACUGCAUCCAUGAUGGCAGUUACUAUCUGGAGAGCGUGAAAAGUCUGAAAGUAGGAGUGCUGCAACUUAAAAACAAAAGGAGUAGGCGGAGGCCGAGGGCCGCAAGAAGAAACAGACAAAAAGAAGAGAUGACGCAUGGAGAGAUGAAUAGAACUGAUGCAGGAAAAGACGACAGGAGGACUUGGCAGGUGGGAAUCGGUCGCACUGGAAGGCAGCCUGUAUUCCGCUGGAUAAGAGUCAAACAAACUCACAUCCCUCAAGGAUGGAUCCGCUCGAAGAACUCCACCAACUCCGUGGCCCCAAACUACGACUACGCCCUCCUGGAACUGAAACGAGCUGUCAAGCAGAAGAAGUUCAUGGAGAUCGGCGUGGCACCCCGCACCUCCCCCCCGACCCGAAUCCACUUCUCGGGCUACGACGAAGACGAAAGCCCGAUGGCCACCCGCAGGGGAGAGAAGGUGGUCUACCGCUUUUGCUUGGUGGUGAAGGAGUCCGACGAUCUGAUGUACCAGCGCAGCGACGCUCGGUCGGGCGCUGACGGGGCGGGGGUUUACGUCCGUCUGAGACAAGGGGGUGGGAAAGGGAAGUGGCGGAGGAGAGUGAUCGGCGUGUUCUCGGGUCACCGGUGGGUGGAAGUUGACGAAGGUGAGCAGAGGGACUUCAACGUGGCGGUGAGGAUCACCCCCGCCAAAUAUGCGCAAAUCUGCCACUGGAUCCACGGAGACCCCAGGCACUGCAAGACUCUGAAAUUCAAAUGUUGCUAAAAAGUCCAACCAUUUACGACCGCGAAAUUCUGACAGAUAAUGUGACACGCCGUGAGGGUCGUUUGGGUGAUUUGUAUUUUAUUGCAGUGGUCCCCAACCUUAAAUGUGCCACGGACCGUUUACAUGUCAGAAAUAUUUUUGCGGACCGGCAUUUAUAUGAAUAAAUAAUACAUUUAUAUAAAUAAAUAAAUAAAUAAUACAUUUAUAAUAAAUAUAUAAAUACGAUGAAAUAAAAUGAUACGACUGACAUAAAAACAAGUACAAAUGACAAAAAUAAAACUCACCAUUACGUUGAAUUAGGGGGAGCACUGAGUCGAGCCGGUCCCAUCUAGACGUAAUCGGAGACAAUGACACCCGAAGUGAUUAAGUUUUGUCUUUUAUUGCAGGCUGCUUGGUCUUGGUCUUGAAGCAGUUUUGAAUGCUUCAUUGCCUGGUUAGUUAGCCUGUCGCCACAUAUUAGCUUUGCGGGCUCAACUGGGGAAACAUGUCAAGUGACCGGGACGAGUGUCUUGACCUGAAUUAAUUGAUCGUCGAUAAAAAAAAAAUUCUGUGCGGCUUGGCGGCCCGGUACCAAGUGACCCAAGGACCGGUGCCGGUCCGCGGCCCGGUGGUUGGGGACCACUGUUUUAUUGUAUCUCAUCGCAGGACUUGCAUGCAGGUUAAAGGUGAGGGGGGGGGAUGGGUAAAUAUUAGGGCAGAACAUCAUUAAUUCAAAGUCUCUCUCCCCAGCCUCCAAGAAAUACAAUCUUCAUAAUACUGAACAUAAUCUAUCCGCAUUGUCUAUGUGAAUGUCAUUCUUGCUUUUAUUUUAUUUUUUUCUUUCAACAUGUAAUUGUCACAAUGAAUUAAGUUACAGUCACUUUUUGAAAUAAACAACACAUAACAUCUAG
This is a messenger RNA of Syngnathus typhle (broad-nosed pipefish), 2289 nucleotides long. RefSeq names its product inactive serine protease 35-like. Gene Ontology annotation, biological process: proteolysis. Gene Ontology annotation, molecular function: serine-type endopeptidase activity. NCBI's taxonomy places the organism in Eukaryota, Metazoa, Chordata, Actinopteri, Syngnathiformes, Syngnathidae. The transcript is spliced from 2 exons. The coding region runs from base 143 to 1399 and encodes 418 amino acids. The record is from RefSeq and is a predicted model, not a curated record.